This is a messenger RNA of Necator americanus (New World hookworm), 1509 nucleotides long. RefSeq lists its product as uncharacterized. The record is from RefSeq and is a predicted model, not a curated record. NCBI's taxonomy places the organism in Eukaryota, Metazoa, Nematoda, Chromadorea, Rhabditida, Ancylostomatidae. The transcript has 12 exons. The coding region runs from base 1 to 1509 and encodes 502 amino acids.
AUGAGAAGUUCCAAUCUUGUUCUGUUAAUUCUUUCAACUGUAACUCAAGUUCAGGCGGAACGCGUCCGACGCCAAUGUGGUUGUGUACAACAGCAACCGCUACGAUGCGCUUGUUCGCCUACGCAAAGUCAGCAGAUUUGUGCCUGUACACCCUACAGUCCCUGCGCCUGUUCAAGCAGCACACCAUCAUGUUCUGCUCCAUGCCAGCAACAGUGCAUCAACUCAUGUUUGCAGUCUUCGCCUUCUUUUUUGUGUCAGAUCACCUGUCAGCGGACAUGCGAUGUGGCUUGCAGUGGUAAACAACUCUACAACUCAGCACCGAUCGUUAACACUCGUGUACCGCAGCCACUCGCGGUGGUCGUUAAACCUACAAGCGGCCUAGGAUGUUCUAACGACUGUAACAAUAAAUGCACCACUGCUUGCAUUUCUCUACGGUACGGUAGCGCUCAGUGUUCGGAUUCGUGCCGAAUAUCGUGUGGACGAGUUUGCGAUAAAACAUCUGCAACUUUUGAACCAGCUAGGGCGGACGUAGAUCUAGGCGUUAAACCACCAACAAACUGUUUGUCAACAUGCAGCCAAGCCUGUCAGAGUUCAUGCAAUCCAACAAUCUCAUCCUCACAAUGUCAAGCCACUUGCGAUUCGACAUGUAUAGGAUUGUGCCCAAAUCCUGUAACCACACCGACGCCUACGCUGGUUACGCUCGAACCAAUAACAUAUCCGACAACGCUGGAGCCGUCAACAGUGGAAGUCAAGGAGACAACAACUGCUCCCCCUGUACAACAGCAAACACCAGAGCCUUUGAAAAUUAACAUUAAGCUUCUUCCGCCAACCUACCUCAGUCCCCAAUUUCCACAAUCUGCUCUCAUCACGCCAUCGCCGUUCUUACAAUGUCUACGCCAAUGCGAUAUCGGUUGUCAACAGAGUUGUCGGCAACGAACACCUCCUCCUAGUGAAGGUUGCGAUGCAAGUUGUGUCAACACGUGUAACUACGUGUGCGCUCCUUCGCAACCUGCACAAAUGACUGCAAACGAUGUGUCAACAUUCCCCGUUCGGUUGGAUCCGAAGCAACGAUGCUCGUCUGAAUGCCAGUCCGUUUGUCAUUUGGCUUGCACGAGUCGUUUACCAUCGAAUCAGUGUGCAGACUCUUGCGUACCACAGUGUGAUCGCGCAUGUGCGUCACCACAGAUUCAAAAGAACUCGGCAGAUCUAUUCGCACAAAAUCCAGAUCUGAUCAGUUCACUAACGGAGACAUCAACCACAUCACCGCCCGUCGACGUCAUCACAACUACUGAAUCUCCGCUAAAAAUCAACAUUGUGUUUGAGCCAACCACACCGUCGCCUCCGACGUUACAGUUCUCCAGAAUGGCUGUUGAAGAGUGCUCAAAAGCUUGUAGCACGGCUUGCGCACGGCAGUGCCGCGGCAACUCGAAUGCCUAUUGCAGUGCUAUCUGUAAAAUUCAGUGCUACAAGGAAAUUUGUCCAAAAUCCAACGACAAUAGAUCCUCUUAG